AUGAACGUGGAUCCACACGCCGACUCUUUCGGAGAAUCUACAACGGAAUCCAGCGGGGUGCGAGGUCGUGAUCCAUCAGCGUUGGCCGCUGCGCAACACGCAGAGCUUGACGAGUCCAAUCGCCAGGAACGAGGCAUACUUCUUUCAUUGCACGAUACGAUUCUGAAGAACUUCCAAGCUUUUCUUCGACUGGUGCAUGCUGCCCAGCACCCGCAAAACAGCGAGACAGUAGCGGGGGAUCAUGCAACAGCAGUAGUCUUUGGCGAUGAACCUUCUGAACACCCGCUUCAGCUGUUGGGACUCAAGGACUCCGAUCUGAAUCUUACCAUUUCGUCACAAACAGCAACCUUACAAAGAGCAUUCAUCCAAUUCUACCUAUGGGGUCAAGAGUUCGACGUAAGCAGUGGUGCACUGGACAAAACACUGGCAGUUAUAAAAGAUCUCCGACAAGAUGUCAUUCUUGUGUUGUUGCAGUUGUGCGAUGCACUUUACCAUGGUCUUCUUCUUCUUGAGUCAAACCCAGAAACACUUGAUCGGAGAACAUACCCAGAAACCAUACGGCUACUAGAAGUCGCAAAGUCCUACGUUGGAGAAGAUGACUAUCUGGGCGUCGACAACACAUCCUACUUCACCAUUGUGGAUGAGAUCUCGACAUCCCUAGAAGGACUGGGAGAUUUGAGCUUCUGUCUUGAAGCAUCAGCCAUGGAAUCGUUCGUUCUUCGAGGAAUACCGAGGCCACCGCACGAGGUUAGACAAGCUCGCAUGCCUCCAGUGUAUGAAGAGAUGAUGCAGCACCGAUCUCCGCACGCUGUCCCAGCCGCGAUAGCGCAUCAUGCAACGGAAAAUUACACCGAGUCCAUGAAACUACGGGGAUUGCGAAUUGGAGAAAACGAGACAGAGCUACAAGCCGAGCCUGAUAAGAAGGGGGAGUCGCUUCUUCUCACAAACAUUGCUGAUGUCGAUACACAGACAGUUUCGCGUAUCAAACAGCUGCCAGAGUUUCCCGAGGCAGGCGUCGCGAAAUACCCAAACGUUCUCAGCCAGCGCGCCAUGUCGGCCACCUUUUUCCGUAUGAACGGCUUAGCUAGGCCAAUCCUCAAGCUAUACCGAAAGCCACACAAGAGAUACCAGGAAAGAUUCGUGAUCAUGAAGGCCGGCCAGUGGGAUCCCAAGCAGCAAAAGGUCGUCGUAAAUGACGUACCGAAACCUACCGAAGCACCAAAUCAGUUUCUAGUCAAGAUACAAUCAGCGUCAUUAUGUCAUUCAGACCUGCUCAUGGCCAUGAGGCCCGAUUACAACGUUACCUUAGGCCACGAAGGAGUCGGCUACAUUGAGUCCAUCGGAGCGGGAGCCAGCGACAAAGGCUUCAAAGUCGGUGAUGCUAUCGGAUUCAACUACUUCAUCGGCGCGUGUUUCGAAUGCGAAGGGUGCAUGAUCCACAACAUGCGAUGCGAGACGGGUAACCAGAAACUACAAGGUUUUGUGUCGGAUGGGUACUUCGCCGAGUACGCGGUCGUUGAUUGGCAGAAUGCAGUCAAGCUACCCGAAAACCUCGAUAUGAGUAAGACUGCACCGCUGUUCUGUGCAGGUAUCACAGCAUUUCAUUCGGUGGACAGCUGUGAGUUGAAGGCGGGCGAUUGGCUGGCGGUUAUCGGGUGCGGCGGUCUUGGACAGUAUGCGAUACAAUAUGCAAAAGCCAUGGGUAUCAAGACCAUCGGUCUCGAUAUCAACGACAACCAAUUGGAUGUUGCGAAAAAGGUUGGCGCGGAAGCUGUCUUCAACUCCGUGAAGAACAAGGACUAUCUCGAAGAGAUCAAGAAGCUCACAGGAGGCAAAGGAUGUCACGCAGCGGCGGUUUAUAGCGCAUCGAAUGCAGCAUACGCAGGCGCUCCAGAUGUCUUGAGAACAGGCGGACUACUCAUGGUCAUUGGAAUCGCACCGAAAGGAUUGGACUUCAUCAACACCUUCGACUUAACAACAGGACGGUACCGCAUCAAGGCCGACAGCACGGGUAUUCCGCAGCGAAUGAAGAAGGCUGUGGAUUUCACUGGCAAGCACAGCAUACAACCAGAAGUCGAGUUCCGCAAGAUUGAUGAUUUGCCGCAGAUGGUCGCUGAUAUGGAGGCUGGUAAAGCGGAGAAGAGACAGGUUGUUGUAUUCUAG
This is a messenger RNA of Alternaria triticimaculans, 2163 nucleotides long. RefSeq lists its product as uncharacterized. The coding region runs from base 1 to 2163 and encodes 720 amino acids. Gene Ontology annotation, molecular function: oxidoreductase activity; zinc ion binding. The transcript is spliced from 7 exons. The record is from RefSeq and is a predicted model, not a curated record. Lineage: Eukaryota; Fungi; Ascomycota; Dothideomycetes; Pleosporales; Pleosporaceae.